AUGGGGUCGUUUCUAUCUAAGAACGAAUUCCCGGUCGACGGUCGGACUGUACUUAUCACGGGAGGCUCAAAAGGUCUGGGGCUGAACGCUGCACGCCAGCUUGCCGAGAAAGGUGCGCACGUCAUCAUUGUCGCACGGGAUGCGGGCCAUCUGCAGCAGGGCAUUGCGUUUGUUUCGAAAGGAGCUCGAUCGCCCGAUGUCCAACGCUUCCACCACAUCAGCGCGGACGUGACAUCCGCGGCCGAGUGCGCGCGCGUCGUCGCCGAGGCCGUGGAGUGGAACCACGGGAGCCCGCCGGACAUCGUCUGGUGCUGCUCCGGCAGCGCGCACCCGUCGCUGUUCGUCGACACGCCGCUGCCGCAGUUCCAGACCAUGAUGGACAGCAACUACUUCUCGAGCGUGUACAUGGCGCACGCCGUGCUCAGCGUCUGGUUGAAGAAUACGUCGUCGUUGUCGUCGUCGUCAUCGUCACCAGCUAAGACGGCUGCUAUCGACGAUGGCACUGAGGAGAAGCAGCAUGACUCUGCUGCCUCUGACGCAGAAGCAAAGCCCCCCGCGCGCCACAUCAUCUUCACCGGCUCCUUCGUCUCCUUCUACAGCUUCACCGGCUUCGCACCCUACGCGCCCUCCAAGGCCGCCGUCCGCUCCCUCGCCGACUCCCUCUCGCAGGAAAUGAACCUCUACGCCACCGCCCUGCCCCACGAGCCUCGCGUCCGCGUGCACGCGGUGUUCCCCGCGACGAUGCCGACGCAGUCGCUCGACGACGAGAACGCCGUCAAGACGGACGUGACGAAGGCGCUCGAGGAGGGGGACCAGAUCCUGGACCCCGCCGAGUGUGCAAGGCGCGCGAUCGCGGGGUUGGAGAGGGGGUUGGAACUCGUGCCGACGAGUGCGAUUAUUAGGUUGGUCAUGACGAGUGUGCUGGGGGGAACGAUCAGGGGAGGCUUUUGGAGGGGGUGCGUGGAUACGGUGUUAGGGUGGCUGACGAUGGUGGUGAUGGUGUUUAUACGCUGGGAGAUGGAUGUGAAGGUGGCGAGGUGGGGGAGGGAGAAUGGGGUUAGUGGGAUGAAGAAGGAUAGGUAG
Molecule: messenger RNA, 1083 nt
Organism: Hypoxylon fragiforme
Lineage: Eukaryota; Fungi; Ascomycota; Sordariomycetes; Xylariales; Hypoxylaceae
Product: NAD(P)-binding protein
Exons: 3
Coding region: 1-1083 (360 amino acids)
Biological process (GO): sphingolipid biosynthetic process
Cellular component (GO): endoplasmic reticulum membrane
Molecular function (GO): 3-dehydrosphinganine reductase activity
Source: RefSeq, a predicted model, not a curated record